This is a messenger RNA of Harmonia axyridis, 2201 nucleotides long. Its product is annotated as cholinesterase 2-like. The transcript is spliced from 10 exons. Lineage: Eukaryota; Metazoa; Arthropoda; Insecta; Coleoptera; Coccinellidae. Bases 386 to 2125 code for a protein of 579 amino acids. The record is from RefSeq and is a predicted model, not a curated record.
UUGCGAUUCAAAACGAAAAUCUAAAAAAAACGUACCAACUCCCAGCUUAUUUGAGAUGUAAGAAAAAACUAGGAAGUAGCAUUGAUUAUUUGAUUCAUUAGAUUCUAUUCGGAAAAAAACAGCUGUUGGCUCGAUUAAUAUUUGAUCGGGAUAUUCAGAAUAAUUAGGAGACGAUACAAGGCCUCCUAGACAAGUUCCAUAGACCUGUUGAAGGUGUUUUGCUCUGCAAAUUAAUCAUCGGAGUUUCUCAUGAAAAAAUACACAUUGAAAUGUCUUCGACAAUCAGUGAAAAUUUUGUAGCUUGUUUAAUUCAUUCAAACUCUUUAGAUUGAAUGAGUAUCCCAGAUUUGUAUUAUUCUAUUAUUGUUUACUUUGCGUCGUUAAAAUGAAAUCGAUUUUUUUCUUGACGCACAUCUUGUUUAACGUUGAGUGUUUGAUGUUCAUCAAAAAAGAAUUUCAGAAACCUUAUCUACAAGUUAAAACGGAAAGUGGAACAGUGCAAGGGGUGAGUCUGCAAUCGGAAAACCUGAAAAACGGUCAUUAUUACGCAUUCUUAGGAAUUCCUUAUGCUGAGCCUCCUGUGGGUGAUCUUCGAUUCAGGUCCCCGAAAUGGGUGGCAAAUUGGUCUGGAGUGUUAGAUGCGGGUCGACAAGGAUCUACGUGUGUGGAAGUAUUGUAUCAAGUUGUCUCACGAAACUCGACUGUAACUGGGGAUGAAAACUGUCUUUUUUUGAAUAUUUUCACCAGAACUAAUCCUCUGAGAACUAAAAUUCUUAAGCCUGUGAUGGUCUUCAUACAUGGUGGAGGAUAUAUAAAUGGGAAUUCAGAUAUAAACAUAUAUGGUCCUGAUCUGUUGAUAUCAGAAGAUGUGUUGGUGGUUACAUUGAAUUAUAGACUUGGGGUUUUUGGAUUUCUGAGUACGGAAGAUUUGGCAUCACCUGGAAAUUAUGGCUUAAAGGACCAAAAUCUAGCCUUGCGUUGGAUUAAGAAAAAUAUAAAAUAUUUUGGUGGGGAUCCGAACAACGUACUGCUUUUCGGUCAAAGUGCUGGGUCCAGCAGCGUCCAUUUCCAUAUGCUUUCUUCCAAGAGCCAAGGGCUGUUCCAUAAAGUCAUAUUAGAGAGUGGUAGUGCACUGUGCCAAUGGAGUAGUCAACGAAAGCCACGUAAUUUGGCGUAUUUAGUUGGUAUAGCAAAUGGUAUUACUAAUCCAAAAGAUAGUGGAGAAUUGGUGAAUAAACUUCGUCAAAUAGAUUUGGAAGAUAUGAAACAAACAUUGUUAGGAAUUUUGAUAGUUUCGAUAACCCAAGGGUUGAUUACGGGGUUACCAUUUGCUCCAUCUUUGGAAGUUGACCAUGAAGAUGCUUUUCUGACGAAAAACAAUUGGUAUGAAAUGUUGAAAAAUGGCAAUUUCAGUCAUGUUCCUGUAGUUAUGGGAAUAAAUUCGAAUGAAGCUUUAUAUUUCUAUGAAGAGGCUUCAAUAUUGCAACCUCUGCUUGUAUUACUGGACUUGGAUGUCAGCUUAUUAACUCCACCUGCAAUGAAUAUUACUGAUAGAGAAUUAUCAACUUCCGUUGGUGCUUUGAUCCGAGAUCGAUACUUUGGACAGAAUAAUAGAAUAUCUACAUCAGAUGUAUUGGAUCUGAUUCGAUAUUUUACCGAAGACCAAUUUAUGAGACCCAUUUGUAAAACAGCUGAACUGAUGAGCAAGUACAUUCCACUCUAUUUUUACCAUUUUCGUUUCGAAAGUCAAUUUGGAAGGAACGCUCUUCCAGGAAGAUCUUUUCCUGUUGGUCUACAUGGUGUGGUACAUGCGGAAGAACUCCUCUUUCUAUUCGAUACGUUAAAUAAUGUUUCGAAAAAAGAGGCCGAUUAUAAUGUUAGGGAACGAAUGAUAAGAAUGUGGACCAACUUCGCCAAAUAUAGCAAUCCAACACCUUCGAUUGGGAACAUUGAAUUAGGAAACAUAGUAUGGCCUACAUUCAAAUCAAGGAACAACUACCAAACUGAAUAUCUAGAUAUUGACGAGAGAUUAAAGAUUCGCAUUGAUUUUGACGAUUUCAAGAAUGUAUUAUGGUGGAAUGAGCUCUUCAAUAAAUAUGGAAACCCUCCAUACCAUAUCUACUGAUCCAUGGAAGAAAAAGGCUCAUUACUUAUGUACAUAUAAAAUAGUUAUAAGAUAACAUUAAACAAAAUGAAAAAGU